Molecule: messenger RNA, 1347 nt
Organism: Sphenostylis stenocarpa
Lineage: Eukaryota; Viridiplantae; Streptophyta; Magnoliopsida; Fabales; Fabaceae
Source: the annotation of a GenBank genome assembly
AUGUUCUUCUCAAACAUGCAUCUCUUCUUCUUUUUCUUCUCCUUCUCUCUUUUAUCCUCUGGACACCCCUCUCUGCAACUCAACAGCACCGCAUUCUCACUCUCCUUCCCUCUCACGACACUCCCUCUCUCCACCAACACCACCUCCAAGAUGCUACACGACUCUCUCAUUGCAAACUCCAACCGCAACAGAAACAACACGCGAGUCACGAGGCCUUCUUCUCCGUAUAACUACAAGCUAGCAAUCAAAUACUCCCUAGGUUUAGUCGUGAACCUUCCCAUUGGGACCCCGCCACAGGUUCAGCCUAUGCUGUUGGACACCGGAAGCCAACUAUCGUGGAUUCAGUGUCACAAAAAAGCACCCAAGAGGCCUCCCCCAACGGUGUCCUUUGACCCUUCUCUCUCUUCCACUUUCUCUAUUCUUCCCUGCACUCACCCUCUGUGCAAACCCCGAAUUCCCGAUUUUACCCUCCCCACUUCCUGCGACCAGAACCGCCUCUGCCACUACUCCUACUUCUACGCCGACGGCACCUACGCCGAGGGCAAUCUCGUCAGAGAAAAAUUCACUUUCUCCCGUUCCCUUUUUACCCCUCCUUUGAUCCUCGGCUGCGCCACGGAGUCCACCGACCCUAGGGGCAUUUUGGGAAUGAACCGUGGACGCCUCUCCUUCGCUUCACAAUCCAAAAUUACCAAGUUCUCUUACUGCGUCCCCACCCGCGAUACCCGACCCGGGUUCACUCCCACCGGGUCGUUUUACCUAGGCGAGAACCCGAAUUCUCUCCGGUUUCGGUUUAUCGAAAUGUUGACUUUUUCUCCUAGUCAACGCAUGCCGAAUCUUGAUCCCUUGGCUUACACCGUUGCCUUGCAGGGGAUAAGAAUUGGGGGGAGAAAACUAAAUAUCUCGCCGGCGGUGUUUCGUGCUGACGCAGGCGGAUCGGGUCAAACCAUGGUUGACUCCGGAACGGACUUUACUUACCUUGUUAACGAGGCUUAUAAUAAGGUGCGGGCGGAAAUAGUGAGGGCUGUGGGGCCCAGAAUGAAGAAGGACUACGUGUACGAUGGAUCUGCGGACAUGUGUUUUGAUGGGAAUGCGGUUGAGAUCGAACGGUUGAUAGGGGGCAUGGUGUUCGAGUUCGAGAAGGGCGUGGAAAUAGUGAUUCCCAAGGAGAGGGUUCUCGCUGGUGUGGGGGGUGGGGUCCACUGCAUUGGAAUUGGGAACUCUGAUAAAUUGGGUGCGGCCAGUAACAUCAUUGGGAAUUUCCACCAGCAGAAUUUGUGGGUGGAGUUUGAUCUCGCCAAUCGCAGAGUGGGUUUCGGUGCGGCUGAUUGUAGCAAAGUGGCGCAAUAG